Gastrolobium bilobum is the source of this 477-nucleotide messenger RNA. RefSeq names its product SKP1-like protein 12. Gene Ontology annotation, molecular function: cullin family protein binding. NCBI's taxonomy places the organism in Eukaryota, Viridiplantae, Streptophyta, Magnoliopsida, Fabales, Fabaceae. The record is from RefSeq and is a predicted model, not a curated record. The coding region runs from base 1 to 477 and encodes 158 amino acids. The transcript is spliced from 2 exons. Gene Ontology annotation, biological process: SCF-dependent proteasomal ubiquitin-dependent protein catabolic process. Gene Ontology annotation, cellular component: cytoplasm; nucleus.
AUGUCUGCGCCGUGGCAGAAGAUCGUAGUGUGUAGCUCCGACAAAGAGAUAGUCGUGGUUGAGGAAGAGGUUAUGCUUCAUUCUGAGGUCAUCAAGAACAUGAUCCAUGAUGGCUGCUUCAAUAAAAUUAAGAUUCCUAUGUUGAACGUUGACAAGAAGACCCUCACCAAGGUAAUCCGUUAUUGCUUCAUGCACACUUACAACAAGAACGAGCACUUGAAGGAUGCUCUAAAGAAGUGGGACGUUGAGUUCGCCAAUGUGGACCCCAACACCCUCUAUGAUUUGAUGAUGGCGGCAGAGUGUCUUGAGAUUAAGAGUCUGCAGGAUCUAUUAUUGGAGAGUAUAGCAAAUAUGAUAAAUGAGAAGAGCGUAGAGGAGAUAUGUGAAACCUUCACCAUCAAGAAUGAUUUCACUCUCACUCAUCACAAAAAAGAAAAACAACUUAAUUUCCAAAGAGAACCCCAUCGACUUUUAUGA